CAACUCGUUUGAGCUCAACAUAGAUGCCAAAGAUGUCUACACUGGCAUAUAAUAGCUUAAAGAGAAGAUGUGCCUUGUGCAGAAAAAAGGUUAUCUAGCAAGGUCUCGUCUGAUAUACAGAAAUUAUGCGUCGGUUUUUGGCCAGCAUUUCCCCCAACAGCUGACAAGAAGAUACGCCAAUAUUACUCACACAGCUUCCAAAAAUUCUACACACGAUAAUUAGUGCGACUCCUCAUGUACAUAAAGCCCACCGCUGCUGCCCAAUCUCAAC
Mollisia scopiformis is the source of this 271-nucleotide messenger RNA. RefSeq lists its product as uncharacterized. Bases 68 to 223 code for a protein of 51 amino acids. NCBI's taxonomy places the organism in Eukaryota, Fungi, Ascomycota, Leotiomycetes, Helotiales, Mollisiaceae. The record is from RefSeq and is a predicted model, not a curated record. The transcript has a single exon.